AUGGAGAGCCUGGGACCAGAUGGCAGACCUGGCUAUGACCACGUCGUCAGGUUAGCCAACAGUCUGGUGGACCUCAGGCAUGAGGGGUUCAUUACACAGCAGAAGGUGGAGGAGAUUGUGACUCUCUGGGAUAAACUGUCAGAGUUUGACAAGGGUGCUCUCAUCUACCCAGCUCGCCACCGCGACAGGCUGGUGAAGGGGCGCUUCAAAGUCAGUCAUUCUGUGACGAAUGUGACCCCUGGAGCUGACAGUUUGAAGCGCUGCUUCCUUGGUGGAGGCAGUGGACCUGCUCAGUGGCCCAAUGCCAGCCGUCUUGUGGAAGCAGUCUGCCUGGCUCUAUGCAGAAUUUACCCCGCUGGUCAGACAGUGGCUGGUGUCAAGGUAAACAGGUGGGCUGUCAUUCUGCGUGACUACAGGAUGAUAACAGAUGUAGUCCUGGACAGCCCCAGACUCAUGGCUGAAACAAGGUUGCAGCUGUUUGAGUUAAAUCAGCACACUCUUUCACAAUGGCACAAUGCACGGAAAAGGAGGCAGGAAAGGGAGGUCUUGGAGCAGAGCAUUCAGACCUUUACCACUCCCUUGGUAGCCUCUGAACCCUUCCCACCUGUGCUGUAUAAGCAUCCGGAACCGGUCCGGCAUGGGCACCAAGCCUAUGAGUUCAUCAUUCCGGCGGAUGCAUCAGGACAGGCAGUACAGCGUGUUCGAGGCCAACCUCCUCCAGUGGGCUCAGCGUCAGCAGCUGUUGCCAUGCCUGCUGCAGCACAGCUUGCCCAAGGACAGCCUCCUCCAGUCCAGGUGGGCUUUGCGGUCCCUGACCCUGCCCGCUUGCUUCAAGCUACAGCCACUGCAGCUAUUGCUGUACCUGCUGCUACACCUCCCGGUCCAAAGGUGCCAAGGACCACAGCUUGGCGGCGGAGGAAGGCAGCGGAGGCAGCUGCAGCACAAGGUGCAACACCCAAAAAGAGACAACAGACUGAACAAUACAUUUGCCAAAAGUGUGGCCAACCAAAGACAAAGGAGUUUGGCCACAGUCGGUUCCGAGGUGCCCACUUUUGUGCCAAGGCAUCUGGAAAAACUGUGGAGCAGUGGAUAGAGGAGAUGAGAAGGGGACAAAAAUAA
Sinocyclocheilus rhinocerous is the source of this 1119-nucleotide messenger RNA. RefSeq lists its product as uncharacterized. The transcript has 3 exons. Bases 1 to 1119 code for a protein of 372 amino acids. NCBI's taxonomy places the organism in Eukaryota, Metazoa, Chordata, Actinopteri, Cypriniformes, Cyprinidae. The record is from RefSeq and is a predicted model, not a curated record.